AUGCUGGAGCAUAUUAUGUGCAGUGACAUCAUGCGACACUUGGAAGGUAACAAUAUACUCCAUGAUGCCCAGCAUGGUUUUGGUAAGAAGCGUUCUUGUGGGAGUCAGCUAAUACUUACCAUCCAGGACUUAGCUUAUAACAUCGAGUCCAAAGGCCAGGCUGACGUCAUCUUAAUAGACUUUGCAAAGGCCUUCGACAAAGUUCCUCACAAGCGUCUUCUGUAUAAGUUAUACCAUUAUGGGAUUAGACACAGUCAUCUGCAUUGGAUCAAAGACUUCCUUGUAGGCCGGUCCCAACAAAUGUUACUGGAGGGCGUUACAUUAUCUACAGCCCCAGUUGAGUCCCCCAGGGUAGUCUGCUUAGACCAUUCCUGUUGUUUAUUAAUGACCUACCAGAUUGUGUCUCAGAGGGAUCUACAGCAAGAUUAUUUGCAGAUGACUGUGCCCUCUACAGGAAUAUCAGAAAGGAGAAGGACGCCAUCAAGCUUCAAGAAGACCUAG
Messenger RNA from Ostrea edulis (European flat oyster), 501 nucleotides. RefSeq lists its product as uncharacterized. Bases 1 to 501 code for a protein of 166 amino acids. Lineage: Eukaryota; Metazoa; Mollusca; Bivalvia; Ostreida; Ostreidae. The transcript has a single exon. The record is from RefSeq and is a predicted model, not a curated record.